GGUGAUGUCAUCUGCAUCAUCCUCCAUCCAAAGUGAGGAUUCUCUCCCGCGGGAAAAAGGGGCAAAGAAAAAUCCUCUCGUUGGUUCGGUGCUUUAGCAGCAUCCUUGCAUGUUUGAAGUCUCGCAGUUGAUUGGUCAAUGCCGUAACAGAAGCUCUAUUGAUUAUCUUCGUAGCUGAAAGCGGAUAAUGACGAGGCUUAAAGUCUAUGCAGAUCGAAUGUCCCAGCCAUCUCGAGCGGUUCUUCUCUUCUGCAGGUUAAACAGAUUAGACUUCGACGAGAUUAAAGUAGAUAUUUCCAAACGUCAGCAAUUAUCCCCUCAAUUCAAAGAAAUUAACCCUAUGCAGAAAGUUCCAGCUAUUGCUCAUGGAACCUUCAAUCUCUUUGAGAGCCAUGCAAUUCUUAUCUACCUUGCUACCGCCUUUCCCAGAAUUGCUGACCAUUGGUAUCCAGCUGAUAUUUAUGGGAGAGCAAAAAUUAACUCGGUACUGGAUUGGCAUCACUCUAAUCUACGACAUGGUGCAGUGACAUAUGUUGUAAAUACUGUAUUAGCACCUGCUCUUGGUUAUCCACUUGAUCCCAAGGCAGCUGCUGAAGCAGAGAAAGUUUUAUUGUAUUCCCUGUCAAAACUAGAGGACGUCUGGCUCAGUGGAGAUGGAUGUUUCUUGGUCGGUGGCUUUCAACCUUCUAUAGCAGACCUCAGCAUGGUUUGUGAACUCAUGCAACUCGAGGUUUUGGAUGAGAAGGAUAGAAUUCGAAUAUUGACCCCAUACAAGAAGGUUCUUCGGUGGAUUGAGGCCACAAAAGCUGCAACAAGUCCUCACUUUGAUGAAGUACAUAAUAUCCUCUUUAAAGCUAAAAGGAAAUUUCAGGAGCAGCGUUUAAGGGAAGCUAACUUUGGGACUAAGCCUAACAAGAUGGGAGGGCUGUCAAAGAUGUGAAAACAAAUUGCAUCUUUCUCGUUGGUUUAAGGUUAUGAUAUACAUUUAGUCGUUUUCUUUCUAUAUGCUUCAGCUGAUACUGUAAUAUUGUCGUCUCGCUGAAGCAAAUGAAUCUAUGUUGGAAUGAGUUUUGUGCUUCAUAUGACUGUUAGAAGAAUGUUUCUUGUAACUGAAUAAGAUUGUGUGAAAUCAGUUAAGGAAUACGGUUACGUAUGGCAUUCCAUGAUCUAUCUUCUGCUUGUGUUUAAGUUA
This is a messenger RNA of Neltuma alba, 1192 nucleotides long. Its product is annotated as glutathione S-transferase T1. The transcript has 7 exons. The coding region runs from base 188 to 940 and encodes 250 amino acids. Lineage: Eukaryota; Viridiplantae; Streptophyta; Magnoliopsida; Fabales; Fabaceae. The record is from RefSeq and is a predicted model, not a curated record.